GCGUCAUCUGUGAGCGUCUAGUACGAAAGUUUAUAUUUGUACUUUGUCGUUGAACAUUGGCAUUUUUCUCGUAUCGCAUCGCAAUGGAAGAUAAGAACGCAUCUGGUAAUGCUGCGGCUACGGAAAACGCAGCUGCUACAACGCCUGCGAAGAAGAGCGCGAAAUCUAAAGCAGCAAAGACGCAGCGCCCAAAGUCGAAUCAUCCGCCGACUUCGGAGAUGGUCACAUCUGCCAUCAAGGAGCUGAAAGAUCGCAAGGGUUCAUCCGUGCAGGCAAUCAAGAAAUACAUCGCUUCCACUUACAAAGUCGAUGGAGAGAAGUUUGCUCCCUUCAUCAAACGAUACCUUCGAACAGCGGUUAUAUCUGGUGCGGUGGUGCAAACCAAGGGAAAAGGCGCGUCAGGCUCAUUUAAGCUCGCGACUACCAAAUCCUCUCCGAAGAGUAAGGUGAAGCGUGCAGCACCGAAACCUAGCUCCGACGUGAAAAAGACGACCGAAAAAGUUACAAAGAAAGCUCCUGCAACUAAAAAAGCCGCUGAAACUAAGAAGACAACGGCUGAGAAAAAGCCGGCAUCUCCCAAGAAAACCGCUAAGACUGCAGCAACUAAGAAGGUCGAAGCCGCAGCUAAACAAAAGGCUGCUGCACGUAAGAAUCUGUCUAAAACGAAGAAAGCCAUCAAAGCUCCAGCAGCAAAAACCAAGACUCCAAAGCCAAAAACCACCAAGGCAGCAACAACAAAAGCGUCAAAAGCAAAAAAAUAAUUUUGAUUCCUCUAAUCUAAAACUGAUAAAAAAAAAACUGGCCCUUUUCAGGGCCCCAAAUUGUUAUACGAUGGAACAAUCUGCUCGCAAUAAUCAAAAUUUCCUUUU
Molecule: messenger RNA, 869 nt
Organism: Mycetomoellerius zeteki
Lineage: Eukaryota; Metazoa; Arthropoda; Insecta; Hymenoptera; Formicidae
Product: histone H1
Exons: 1
Coding region: 84-761 (225 amino acids)
Biological process (GO): chromosome condensation; nucleosome assembly; negative regulation of DNA recombination
Cellular component (GO): nucleus; nucleosome
Molecular function (GO): double-stranded DNA binding; nucleosomal DNA binding; structural constituent of chromatin
Source: RefSeq, a predicted model, not a curated record